This is a messenger RNA of Chara braunii, 4853 nucleotides long. The record is from the annotation of a GenBank genome assembly. Lineage: Eukaryota; Viridiplantae; Streptophyta; Charophyceae; Charales; Characeae.
UUCUGCGCGCUCCAAGUGGCACCCAACUUGAGCUCCUCUCCAUUGCGCGAGUGAUCGCGAGCGAGGAGGAGGAGAUCCAACCACGAUUGCGGACGGCGACGGCCCCACGGAGAACGUACAACGCGGUCGUCAUCCCGAAUUACAUUGCGCAGCGCGCGGAGAGGUUGGAGGACUUCCAGGAGGAAAAGCUGUUGCGGCCUCCCUCGUCAUAUCCUCGACCGACGCCAGUGAAGGCCCCGAAGAAGACGCCGAAGAGGAAGAGAUGCCACCUAUCGCUAGGAGCGCAAGGCAGCAGGAUCGGCGGCGGCGAGGAGGUGAUUCAGCCCSCGCGUACGCGGAAUCCUGACCCCGUGCCUGGGAGUGCGGCCACGCUCGUUAAGGAGACUUUCGUGUCAUCGCCGCCCUUUCCGCGUGUGCCCGAUCUCAAUCUUGAUGGAGUCGGUCCAUCAUCAUCAGCAGCAGCCGGAGGAGGAAGCCGAAUGGGAUUUCCGGAUCSCAUAUCCAGASCCCCCGUCCUCGCGGGACCUCUCCUGCCCUUGGAGAAAAGCGAGUUCUUCUUGUCGGAGAUCUCAUUCUUGGGGUACAUCGUCACGGUCGAUGGACUAAGACCGGAUCCGAGGAAGGUGGCUGUAGUUCAAGAAGCCCCAGCACUGGUCACACUCACCCAGGUUCGAGCUUUUCUAGGGCUGGCAUCCUAUUACCGACGCUUCAUCAAGGGGUUCGCUGGUAUAGCGAAGCCCCUCACGAACCUGCUGAAGAAAGAGGAACAACUGAUCGGGACGCCAGAAUGCAAAGUGACAUUUCAGGCGUCGAAGGAGCUUCUGACAUCUGCUCCUGUGUUGGAGCGUCCCGACCCGACAAGACUGUUCGCACUGUACACCAACUGGCAGCCGCAUGCGAUAUCGGCGGUGCUGACUCAGCACGAGGCGGACGGAAGGGAACACGUCAUUGAGUAUGCAUCCAAGACGCUGAGCCAGGCGCAGGCUUAUUACGAAGCGUGCAAAGGCGAAUGCCUGGCGGUGGUAUGGGGGAUUCAGCAUUUCCGACUGUAUCUUUACGGCCAGAAAUUCAUGCUGACGCUGCUUGCAGAUCGCUUGUUGCGGCAUCGGUUUAAUGAGGAAAGGCGGUUGCGGUACGACAUUCAGCAGGUGAACGUGCCAGCGCCUCGGGUUGCUGAUUUGGCGGCGUACUCGUUGCUUUGCGAUCGGCUGACGUAUGUGGGGGUGUACGUGGAUGUGAGGCAUUUGCCUGGCUGGGAGACGACUCGAGUAUUCAUUGAGUUCCGCACGCUCCAGGUGGCACCCAACUUUGUGCACAGCGUCGCCACGUUUAUCAGAGACUUGACGAUCCUACCACAGCCGGAUCGGGAGCCGGCGCGAAGCUUUGUGCACGAAUACGAGGUGGAAGCGGCCAGAUCGGUGGCUAGAUUGCAAGGACGGGGGGGACACCGAUUCACAGCCCACGAAGUGCUGCUGCGCAAGGCAGAGGACGGACCAAUUGCACCACUGCAUCGGGGAGCACUUUGCGUCUACUAUGUCAUCACACGGCCCAAGCCAGCGGAGAAGGAAGGGACGGUGGCGCUGUACCCAUUCGCCCAGCUCCAGACGAUCGACCCAGGAUUGUUGGAGCUCAUACAUCUUGAGCUCCUCUCCAUUGCGCGAGUGAUCGCGAGCGAGGAGGAGGAGAUCCAACCACAAUUGCGGACGGCGACGGCCCCGCGGAGAACCUACAACGCGGUCGUCAUCCCGGAUUACAUUGCGCGGCGUGCGGAGAGGUUGGAGGACUUCCCAGAGGAAAAGUUGUUGCGGCCUCCCUCGUCAUAUCCUCAACCGACGCCAGUGAAGGCCCCGAAGAAGACGCCGAAGAGGAAGAGAUGCCACCUAUCGCUAGGAGCGCAAGGCAGCAGGAUCGGCGGCGGCGAGGAGGUGAUUCAGCCCGCGCGUACGCGGAAUCCUGACCCUGUGCCUGGGAGUGCGGCGACACUCGUUAAGGAGACUUUCGUGUCAUCGCCGCCCUUUCCGCGUGUGCCYGAUCUCAAUCUUSAUGGAGYCGGKCCAUCAUCAKCAGCAGCAGCYGGAGGAGGAAGCCGAAUGGGAUUUCCGGAUCSCAUAUCCAGASCCCCCGUCCUCGCGGGACCUCUCCAUUCAGGUGCCUGCGCAAGGAGAGUGCGGACAUGGUUGUUAUCCCGGAGUAGCGGAGGAGCGUCGACUCAAGCAGCUCCUUCGCUCUCUGAACUUGACUUCUGCCGGACGGAGCCGCAUCUAUGCGCUGCUCGCAGCGGUGUCCCGCUCAAGGUGGGACUCGGUUCCACGAGGCCAAGCAAGGUGGGACCUGGUUCCUCGAGGGCGAGCAGGAAGUCCCGUUCAAGACCAUUUUGGCUGGCGGCAGCGAGAUCUGAAGGUGACGAGGGCAGGAGAACGUCGUCUGGAGGUAACGAGGGAGGGGACGGCAGCAACCAGUUGCGCUUCGUACGAUGGUUUAGAUCGAAGUUGAGCACGUUCUUUCCCUCCGGAGAGGGACAGAGAGAGGCAAAGUCGGGGGAGAAAGGGAACUACAACGUCUACUACAUUGUGAAAGAUGGUGAUACGCUGGAAGGUAUCGCGGACAAGUUCGACGUCCCCCGCCAUUUUCUGAUUGAAGUCAACGAUGUUGAGGGCAGUAAGAAGCUGAGUGCGGGUCAGGUUCUGUGGAUUCCGCAUGUGUACGAAGUGAAGAGGGGCGACACGCUGGACAGCAUUGCGGAGAAGUUCGGUGUGCCCAAGUCGAGGCUGCGGGAGGUCAAUGGUAUUCAGGACGCUGAUUCGAUAUCUAGCGAGGACGCAUUGAUAAUCCCGCCUACGGAAGUUGAGAGCAGGGCGGGAGGGAACGGCCGUGAAGGAGAGCGCCAGGGUGUUCACACUGGGAUGGGAGGAUCGACGUCCGGCACGGCAGGGACGACGGGCAGCGCAGGGCAAGGAGGAGGAUCAACGACGGGGACGGCUGGUAGGAGCGGUACCUCCGGAGGCCAAGGCGGAGGAUCAACGUCCGGGGGGGCGGGUGGCAAAUCUGCAGGGCAAGGAGGAGCUGGGCGCACGAGUGGCGCAGCCGCCGGGCAAGGAGGAGGAUCAACGACGGGGACGAGUGGUAGUAGGGGUACCUCAGCGCAAGGCGGAACAUCAACAUCUGAGGUGGCGGGUGGCACCUCUACAGGGCGAGGAGGAGGGUCAACGACGGGGGCGUCGGGGACGGGUGGUAGGAGCGGCGCCACAGGGCAAGGCGGAGGAUCAGCAUCAUCGACGACGGGGACAUCGGGUGGGUCGGCAACCCGCGGAGGGCAGGGGGACGCAGGGGAAGGACGUGGACAGGGCACUGAGGGCAGGGGAUCCGCUGGCCAGUAAAGCGGGUAGAAAGUGGUAACUCAGGGCAGGGGAGCCAUUGGAAAGAGGAGGGUUAAGAGGGUUAAGAGGUUCGUCUCAGUUCACGAGACGCAGUGGAAGUGCUUCAUGACAAUGCGGGGACACCUAUCGAGGAGGAAAAGGACUGGAAACGAUGGCGUUAAACUUCCUCCUUCCGCCAUUGAGGGUAUGGACAUGGAAAGUGGGACGCAAAGGGAGGUGGGUGCUGCUGAGGGUUAGGACGAGGGGUGGAGGAUGUUCAGGGUGUGGAUGUGGGAGGACCUUCAGGGUGUGGCUGGGUGGAGCUCGUGCCUUCCUCAGAGUGAGCUGUGCUCUAUGAUGAGGUGAGAAGAGGAGUGUGACAGAUUGACAAGAAGUGCACUCGCGAUGGCACUGAAGGUAUUAUAUCUGCUUGGGUGUCUGGCGUCCGGUCCUCGUCAAACGGAUGUGCUCGAUGUAGAGUUAAACACUGUCAAUAACUUGGUUUCGAGGAAGGCGAGGAGAUGGAGGCCGAAGGAGAGCGUCCUCAAAGAGACGUCGCUGCACUGCCUACGGUCACGAAGCUUUACAUCAUAGGAGCCCAAUGGAGGGGAGAGUCGCUACAGGGUCGCGAAGCCAGAGCUAGAAGCGACUUCGUUGGUUGGUUGACGGUUGUUUUUUUUUGUUGUUGACGCUCGUCGUGAGCUUCUUUUUUCCUGUUUUGUCCUGAUUUUCGGCGCGAAGUUCUUUUAUCUCUACAGUCAAGAAGGUGUACGUUAGAGACAGGAGUCCGAGGGAGGGAUUAUUCAAUACCAGAGGAGGCGGAGCCAGAGUGUCGAUGGAGUUGGGUUGACGGUCGGUUCUUGUUGUUGUCGUUGUUGUUGUCGUUGUUGUCAUGGUUUUUAUUCCUGUUUGGUUCGGAUUUGACUGUUACCUCUUCAAAACCCCUCAGAAUGUGAAAAUCUACCUUCACAGACUUGGUUGUACAUCAGAGGUGUCCGAGGGAGGGAAGAAUCAUUGAAGGGUUGCGCAGCCAGAGCUGCAAGGGGGGUCGGUUGAGGGUUGGCCCGUAUAGUGUUCUUUUUGCUCCCGUUCGGUCCCGACUUCGAGGGUAGGGAAAGAGGUUGGAGGUUGAUGUGCUGUUCCUGAUGGUCCAGUUUCUUUCUCCACAAAAUGCUGCGUAUCGCGAUAGUGUUGGGGUCUGCGAACAGGCCUUUUAGCUUGUACACAUAGGAUAGUAUCACGGUAUCUGACCGGCCUUACAGCUUGUAUACAUUUGUCGCGAUGUGAAAGGGAAAGACGAUAGUCCUGAUUGUGGGAGUAAGAGAUCUUCACAGUGGUAUGUCGUCGGCUUUGCAUGUCUUUUUUUUUUUUUUUAACGUCAUUUUCCCGCCGAGGACAAGAAAAGAAAAAGAAAAAGGGGAAACGAGAACUGUCGGGGGGAGAAAAUAUCAAAUGGACGACGUGAAGGGGUAGAAGUAGUAAACCUGUGAGGGCAGA